Molecule: messenger RNA, 2007 nt
Organism: Aegilops tauschii subsp. strangulata
Lineage: Eukaryota; Viridiplantae; Streptophyta; Magnoliopsida; Poales; Poaceae
Product: mitochondrial carrier protein CoAc1
Biological process (GO): transmembrane transport
Source: RefSeq, a predicted model, not a curated record
CCCCCGCCCCCACCCCCACCCCCACCCCGGGUUCGGCCGAAUCAAUCCAAGGAAACGAAUCACUGCCUACCACGCCAAUUCCCCCGCAGAUCCUCCGCGAUUGAUGAGUAUUCCUCCCCCACUCUCUUGGUGGAGCGACUUGGAUUUGGAUGCGAGGGAGCUCCCUUCUCUCUCCGAUCUCCCCGCCCCCCGUAAAGGCCUUUCGCCUCCCGCCGCCGGAGAUAGUGCCAUGGGCUAGGAACUCCACCUGCAGCCACCAGCGGCGGGCCGGAGCCUUUUCCGAUCUGCCCGUAUCCUCUUCUCGCUCUACAAGCCCCUCAGCUGUGUUGUUGGAACCUAGCUAGGAGUAAGUAGUAUAUCACAAGUGUUGGCAAUACUAUUCUACAGCUGCUGAUUGGCCACGCGAAUGCUGUGCCCGGAUCCGGCUUAUGUACAACUUUGUCCUCUUUAGUUAGUUUAUUUAACUUGGAGGGCAAAGAUUGGCUUAGUUGUGUGUGUGUCUUUUCGGGCGAUUGUUACCCAGAUAGUACUGUGCCAGCUUAGCUUCUUGUUUAUCCUGGGUUACCAUUUAACGUGAGUGCCGAGGAGACAAACUAAAGUUUUCAUUUGUUCUUCCCAUUUGGAUAUCCUAUUUCGGGGACAUAUUCUUGGCAACACUCUGCCCUGUAAAAGAUAUUCUUUGCUCUGAAUUGGUUUCCUUUGUGUUAAUGUUACUAAUAGUGGUGAGGAGGGCAGAUAUUACAUAUUCCCACCUGCCCAGCCAGUUGGAAACAUGGGUUCCUCGCAGGAAUCCACAUUUUCAUCCGCCUCAACUGCCGCACAAGUCAAUGCUUUGGGCUUACUACCUGUCUAUGCCAAGGAGCUUAUUGCUGGUGGUGCAGCUGGUGCAUUCGCAAAGACCGCCGUCGCGCCACUAGAGAGGGUAAAGAUCUUAUUGCAGGAGAACAUGUCUUCUGUUCCUUUCUAGACAAGAACUCGAGGGUUUCAAUCCCUUGGGAUUCUCCAAUCCUUGAGGAAGCUGUGGCAAUACGAGGGAGUUCGAGGCUUCUACAAAGGAAAUGGUGCGAGUGUGCUUCGGAUUGUUCCAUAUGCAGCAUUGCAUUACAUGACAUAUGAGCAGUAUAGGUGCUGGAUACUGAAUAAUGCCCCAUCAGUGGGUACAGGACCUGUGGUUGAUCUCUUGGCUGGCUCAGCUGCUGGCGGAACAGCAGUUCUGUGUACCUACCCUUUAGACUUGGCUAGGACCAAGCUGGCAUACCAGGUUUCAAAUGUAGCCCAACCUGUCAAUUCAUUGGGAAAUUUUGGCCGCCAACCAGUAUAUAAUGGUGUAAAGGAUGUUUUUAAAACUGUUUACAAGGAAGGAGGUGUACGAUCUUUGUACCGUGGGAUAGGCCCAACCCUGAUCGGUAUUCUUCCGUACGCUGGCCUGAAAUUUUACAUAUACGAGGACCUGAAAUCUCGUGUUCCAGAAGAUUACAAGAGAUCUGUUAUAUUGAAGCUCUCUUGUGGGGCUUUGGCUGGUCUUUUUGGACAAACCCUCACUUACCCACUGGAUGUUGUCCGAAGGCAAAUGCAGGUUCAGAACAAGCAGCCCCAGAAUGCAAAUGAUGCCUUCCGCAUAAGAGGAACAUUUCAGGGUCUCUUUCUUAUCAUUCGGUGCCAGGGGUGGAGACAACUGUUCGCUGGCUUGAGCCUUAAUUAUGUCAAGGUUGUCCCGUCAGUUGCUAUUGGUUUCACGACAUAUGACAUGAUGAAAAAUUUGCUGGGAGUACCUCCACGCGAGAAAGCUCACCCAUUGACUGGUAACAGCAACAAAUGAAGCAACAUCGACCUAUUUGCGUUGUGGGUCUCAUUUGUAAGCUAUGUUGCAUAUGAUGGUCUUAAUAGCAACUUAACUGUUACAUUUGUAAGAAUGACAGCCCAGUUGAGCAUUUGAGCUGCUCUAGACUUGGAUAUGAUUGUAUACUGAUUGUGCUUCUUGAAUAAUUGAAUUGAUAAAUCAUUUUA